This is a messenger RNA of Cynara cardunculus var. scolymus (artichoke), 3932 nucleotides long. Its product is annotated as leucine--tRNA ligase, cytoplasmic. Gene Ontology annotation, biological process: leucyl-tRNA aminoacylation. The transcript is spliced from 6 exons. The record is from RefSeq and is a predicted model, not a curated record. Gene Ontology annotation, molecular function: ATP binding; aminoacyl-tRNA deacylase activity; leucine-tRNA ligase activity. Bases 191 to 3466 code for a protein of 1091 amino acids. NCBI's taxonomy places the organism in Eukaryota, Viridiplantae, Streptophyta, Magnoliopsida, Asterales, Asteraceae.
CUUAUCGUCGCUUCUUCCUACGUUUAUCUUCCUACACUGAAAAGGCAGCACCCAUAAUCUACUACUAGAAAACCCUAGCGCUAAUACAACUGUGGCGUUGAGACGCCUUCUUUUCCUACGCCCACUUCGAUUCAUCCGCAACCUUCAAUCAUCCAUUGCACACCGGAGUUUCUGUCAAAUUAGUACCGAGAUGGCAGAUACCACGGAUAGUGGGAGGAGCUUCAAGAGGAGGGACCAGCUUUUGGAAAUGGAACAGGAAGUUCGGAAGUGGUGGGAUGAGUGUCAAGUUUUCAAUGCUGAAGCUAAUGACCAACCUCCCAAAGCAGGAGAAAAGUUUUUCGGGACCUUCCCAUUUCCAUAUAUGAAUGGGUAUCUGCACCUGGGGCAUGCAUUUUCACUCUCUAAGCUUGAAUUUGCUGCUGCGUAUCACAGAUUGAGGGGUGCUAAUGUUCUUUUACCCUUUGGCUUCCAUUGUACUGGUAUGCCAAUCAAAGCCUCAGCUGAUAAACUUCGAAGGGAGAUAGAAAGAUUUGGUAAUCCACCUUCUUUUCCUUCACUGGAGACAGAGGAAAUGAUUAGUGAACCAGAACCGAAAGCUAAUGAAGGAAACAACCAGUCUCAACCGGACAAGUUUAAGGGCAAAAAAUCCAAGGCGACAUCAAAAGCUGGUAAGGAGACUUACCAGUGGGAGAUAAUGCGUGGUUAUGGCUUAUCUGAUGCUGAGAUUGCCACGUUUCAAGACCCUGUUCAGUGGCUUCGGUUUUUUCCUCCUUUGGCUGUUGAAGACCUUAAAGCUUUUGGAUUGGGUGCUGACUGGAGGAGGUCCUUUAUCACAACGGACAUUAACCCAUUUUUCGAUUCGUUUGUGGGGUGGCAGAUGAGAAAGCUAAAAGCAUUGGGGAAGAUUGUUAAAGACUUAAGGUACACGGUUUAUUCGCCUUUGGAUGGGCAGCCUUGUGCUGAUCAUGAUCGGGCAUCAGGGGAAGGUGUUAUUCCCCAGGAGUAUACACUCAUUAAGAUGGAGGUUGUCCGACCAUUCCCUGCCAAAUUUGCAUUUUUAGAAGGGAAGAAAGUAUAUCUAGCUGCUGCAACUCUCAGACCGGAGACCAUGUAUGGCCAGACAAACUCGUGGGUACUGCCAGAUGGGAAAUAUGGUGCCUUUGAGAUUAAUGAAUCCGAGGUGUUUAUUGUAACGGAGCGUGCAGCGCGUAAUUUGGCAUAUCAGCGUUUGUCCCGUCUCCCUGAAAAGCCUUCAUGUCUCGUUGAGUUGACUGGUCAGGAUCUUAUUGGGUUACCCCUCCGAUCACCACUUUCAUUUAAUGAAAUUAUAUACUGUCUUCCGAUGCUUUCGGUUCUCACUGAUAAAGGUACUGGGAUAGUUACCAGCGUUCCCAGUGAUUCUCCCGAUGAUUAUAUGGCAUUGCAGGAUUUGAAAGCAAAAGCUCCUUUCAGGGCUAAGUUUGGUGUCAAAGAUGAGUGGGUAUUACCCUUUGAGGUUAUCCCAAUCAUCAGUCACCCAGAAUUUGGUGACAAGUCUGCUGAGAAAAUAUGCACCGACAUGAAGAUCAAGAGCCAAAAUGAGAGGGAGAAGCUUGAUGCUGCAAAAAAGGUAAUAUACAAGGGUGGUUUCUAUGAGGGAACCAUGAUUGCUGGGGAAUAUGCUGGGAUGCGUGUUCAGGAAGCUAAAAGCUUAAUCAGAAGCAAGCUUUUAGAACUUGGCCAAGCUGUUGUAUACAGUGAACCUGAGAAGAAAGUCAUGUCGAGAUCAGGUGAUGAGUGUGUUGUUGCCUUGACUGAUCAAUGGUAUCUCACUUAUGGAGAAUCUAAUUGGAGAGAAGAUGCAGAGGAGUGCUUGGCCAACAUGAAUCUGUACUCUGAUGAGACCCGACAUGGGUUUGAGCACACAUUGAGCUGGCUUAACCAAUGGGCAUGCUCUCGUAGUUUUGGUCUAGGGACUCGUAUUCCUUGGGACAAGGAGUUUCUAGUGGAAUCAUUAUCUGAUUCAACCAUCUACAUGGCUUACUAUACAGUCUGCCAUCUGUUACAGAAAGGGGAAUUGUAUGGUUCAGACACUUCAUCUGUAAAACCUGAACAACUUACGGAUGAAAUAUGGGACUAUUUGUUUCUUUCUGGCGCAGAACCUAAAUCUUCUGAUAUCCCUUUGCCGCUUCUUAAAAAGAUGAGGCAGGAGUUUGAAUAUUGGUAUCCGGUUGAUCUUCGUGUUUCUGGUAAAGAUCUAAUACAGAACCACCUUACAUUUUGUAUUUAUAACCACACUGCAAUAUUUCCCAAAAGACACUGGCCUCGUGGGUUUAGAUGCAAUGGACACAUUAUGUUAAAUUCUGAGAAGAUGUCAAAGUCAACCGGGAAUUUUAGGACACUAAAGCAAGCUAUCGAGGAAUUCUCAGCUGAUGCCACUAGAUUCUCUCUUGCUGAUGCUGGCGAUGGGAUGGAUGAUGCCAAUUUUGUAUUUGAAACUGCCAAUGCUGCAAUUUUGCGGCUCACCAAGGAGAGGGUGUGGAUGGAGGAAGUUCUAGCUGCCGAGUCAUCUUUAAGAGUGGGUCCGCCUUCUAUUUAUGCGGAUCGUGUAUUUGCUAAUGAAAUCAACUUUGCAAUAAAAAUGACGGAGAAGAACUACAGUGAGAACAUGUUUCGUGAAGCUCUCAAAACAGGGUUCUAUGAUCUCCAAGCUGCCAGGGAUGAAUAUAGGUUUUCUUGUGGCUUGGUUGGCAUGAAUCGUGAUCUUUUGUGGCGGUUCAUGGAUAUUCAGACGCGUCUUAUUGCUCCUAUUUGCCCACAUUAUUCUGAAUAUGUAUGGAAGAAGCUUUUGAAGAAAGAAGGGUUUGUCAUCAAGGCUGGAUGGCCUGAAGCUGAAAACCCUGAUCUGACCCUUCAGAUGGCCAACAGAUACUUGCAGGAGUCUAUAUCCAAUUUCAGGAAGCUUCUCCUGAAGCAGGCUUCUGGUGGUUCUAAGAAAGGUGGCAGUAAUAAAGUGAGUACUCAAAGCAAACCAACAAUUGGCUUGAUAUUUGUGAAUGAACAAUAUGAUGGAUGGAAGAGAGAGUGUUUGAACAUCCUACGAGACAAAUAUGACAGUCUAAACCGCAAGUUUGCGCCAGACCAGGAGAUACUACAAGCUCUGCAGCAGAGUGCAAUUGGCCAGGAAGGAAACUUUAAGCAGACACAGAAAUUAUGCAUGCCAUUCUUGAGGUUUAAGAAGGAUGAGGUGAUGACGCUUGGGGUUCAGGCUUUGGAUUUAAGGCUGCCAUUUGGUGAAAUCGAGGUUCUUCAAGAGAACUUAGAGUUGGUAAAAAGACAGAUAGGUCUUGAACAUGUGGAAAUUUUGUCGGCUACAGAUCCAGAUGCUGUUAUCAGGGCUGGCCGCCAUGCUUCAUUACUAAAGCAAACUCCACCAUCCCCAGGAUCACCUACAUCUAUAUUUUUGACCCAAGAAGAUAUGGCUUGAAAAUCGAGGAUUAAGAGAAAGGAGAAGAGUAUUGGAACCUGCUGGCUGGCUGGCUUAGGUAGCAGAAAAUACAGAAUCGAGUGUCGCAUGCAGUUUGUGAAGAAUCCUAAUCUUUGCAUUUUCUGCAUCAUCAUUAUUUGGUUUUUGCCAACUUUUUGUAGUGAUCACAAGGUUUUCGUGAUGUUAUUUUGCCAAGUUGUGAAACAGUGAUAUCUUUAUUGUUUCCAGGAGAAGCUAUGUGAAUGCAAGCGAAGUACCCGCAGAAUGUGAUGAACGUCGGCAUACUCAUCGUUCGUUUUACUGGUAAUUGCAUCUUUUUUCUCGUGUGUGGGACUUGAAAUCUUGCUAUUGUUGCUUAGCUAUGUUUAUGGUUGACAAUUGUUUUACAUUUUUAGCUCAAGAUUUUCUAUAAAGAAUUCUCCUGUUUUUACUCCCAUUUGUUAAUAGUUUCAGUAGUUUAAAGUUG